Xiphophorus couchianus (Monterrey platyfish) is the source of this 1608-nucleotide messenger RNA. RefSeq names its product immunoglobulin superfamily member 2-like. The coding region runs from base 65 to 931 and encodes 288 amino acids. The record is from RefSeq and is a predicted model, not a curated record. The transcript has 5 exons. NCBI's taxonomy places the organism in Eukaryota, Metazoa, Chordata, Actinopteri, Cyprinodontiformes, Poeciliidae.
AAGAGGUCAGAGUUGAUCAGUGCCUGUCCAGGCCUUUCCGAGCCACUGACACACCAGCAGCACAAUGAUGAUGUCACUGACUCUACUGCUGACCAUCCUGGGGCUCCUGGUUCAGGGAUCUUCAGGACAAGUCACCAUAACUCAGACUCCUGGAUCUCAGUCUGUUGCUCCAGGACAGCCUGUCUCUAUUCAAUGUAAAGUCAGUAAAAGUGUAAAUCACUGUUUCAACUGGUACCUUCAGAAACCAGGAGAAGUUCCAAAACUCCUUAUUAAAUGCGCAAGCACCCGUCAUUCUGGAAUCCCUGAUCGUUUCAGUGGAUCAAACUCUGGGAAUACUGACCUCACUCUGACCAUCAGUGGAGUUCAGGCUGAAGAUGCUGGAGUUUAUUACUGUCAGAGUGCUCACUACAUCAACAGCAAGUGGAUGUUCACACAUUGCAUUUUUGCCAAAAAGCUUUCAUUUUUAAAUGUAAUCAAUUGGAUCCAAAUUCCCUCUCUGUCCUUCAUCACAACUGAAGACACAGAAAUCCUCUUCAUCACAAACAUGACUUUGAUCUGCGUCCUCAUCUGGACUCUCCUCUGCUGCUGCUUCACAGAGGUGAGAGGUCAGAUCACAGUAACUCAGCAGCCUGCAGCAGUGAGAGCUGAUCUGGGAGGAUCUGCCACCAUCAAUUGUAGAACCAGUCAGAAUGUUUAUGUUUACAACAGCAAUCACCGUUUUGGGUGGUAUCAACAGAAAGAUGGACAAACUCCUAAGCUCCUCAUUUAUGACGCCAGCACUCGGACAUCAGGGACUCCAAGUCGUUUUACAGGCAGUGGAUCAAACUCUGACUUCACUCUGACCAUCAGUGGAGUUCAGGCUGAAGAUGCUGCAGUUUAUUACUGUCAGAGUUUUCAUUACCCCAACAGCCAGCACGUGUUCACACAGUGAAAAACAGUCAUACAAAAACCUCCCUCAGUCAAACUGAACAGAAACUGAACUGCAGCUGCACAGAUUUGUCACUGACAUAUGUAAAUGUAUGUUACUGGAAAGAAAAGCAGUUGUAGAAAAUGUAAAUUGAUAUUGCAUUUUCUACAACAGAUAUUGUCAUUCCUCAUCCAUAUUCUAUGCUCAUUCUUCCAAUCAGUCACAUGUCAGCCUUUUUCCAAAGGUCCUAGGACAAGAGCUGGGGGUGGCCAGUAAGACUAUUGUCCAUAUUUCUUGUGAAUAAUGUGAAUAAGUCAAUCAUAAGAUUUCAGAAGCAUUUGUGAAACUUUUAUUGUUUAUAAAAUUGAAUCAGUCCACUUUAAAACAAUAUCAAGCACAUUCAGAAUGAAACAGAGAAGCUGGUAAUAAGAAAACAUGAAAGCAAAGGUAAAAUCAGCUACAGAUUCAAUUUAGAGACACUGGUCUCUCUUGAGGGUCUCGGUUACUGCACACUGGGAGCUGCAUGUUUUUGUCUGACGUCCCGUGACGUAAUUGUCCUUAUUUGGACUUGUGCGCUCUUGGGGGACAUGCAGGUGGUUUGGAUAACGUGGAUAACGUAAGGUAAUUAGCAUCUCACAGCACUUAAGAAAUCUAAUUACAUGAUGAGCUUAGCUCCAUGUCACUGUGUGUGUUUGAAUAUG